Suillus plorans is the source of this 780-nucleotide messenger RNA. RefSeq names its product Phosphoribosylformimino-5-aminoimidazole carboxamide ribotide isomerase. The record is from RefSeq and is a predicted model, not a curated record. Gene Ontology annotation, molecular function: 1-(5-phosphoribosyl)-5-[(5-phosphoribosylamino)methylideneamino]imidazole-4-carboxamide isomerase activity. Bases 1 to 780 code for a protein of 259 amino acids. Gene Ontology annotation, biological process: L-tryptophan biosynthetic process; L-histidine biosynthetic process. The transcript has 10 exons. Lineage: Eukaryota; Fungi; Basidiomycota; Agaricomycetes; Boletales; Suillaceae. Gene Ontology annotation, cellular component: cytoplasm.
AUGGCUCCUGAGCAACGACGUAGCACGUUCCGCCCAUGCAUUGACCUACAUGAAGGACAAGUAAAGCAAAUCGUCGGGGGCACUCUUUCGGAUCGCAAUGAUGACGGAUUGAAGACGAAUUUUGUCGCAACGCAACCUCCAGAAUAUUUUGCGGGAAAGUAUCGUGACAAUGGUCUGGAGGGAGGACAUGUCAUAAAACUGGGGCCUCGGAAUGACGAGGCAGCCAGGAGAACAUUGGCAGAAUGGCGGGAUCAUCUACAGAUCGGCGGUGGUAUCACCUUUGACAAUGCCAAAGAAUGGCUUGAUGCGGGUGCGAGCAAGAUCAUUAUCACAUCCUACCUCUUUCCCGGCGGCAACUUCGACUUGGAGCGUCUGCAGACAAUCUCAUCUCUUGUUGGAAAGGACAAGCUAGUUGUAGAUGUUAGCUGUCGCCGGCGAGGAGACAAGUGGUUUGUUGCUAUGAAUAAAUGGCAGGAUAUCACUACAAUGGAGGUGAACAAAGAGAAUCUCGAGAUGCUGGCACAGUAUUGCAACGAGUUUCUCAUCCAUGCAGCUGAUGUGGAAGGACUAUGCCAAGGUAUUGACGAGGAGCUCGUUAAAAAGCUUGGCGAAUGGGUGACGAUUCCUACUACAUAUGCUGGAGGAGCUAAAAGCAUUUCUGACUUGGAAACGGUGAAUAGACUUUCGGGAGGACAAGUGGACUUGACAUAUGGCAGCUCACUGGAUAUCUUUGGAGGGGUUGUGAGCUUUGAUGGAUUAGUGAAAGCAAGCAACCAGUAG